GUACUCCCCCUGUCCCCACGCUCCCUGCGCGAGGUAUUAGUCGUGUUUAUGGCGUUGGUGUUUUUAGAGCUGUUAGUCCGGUGUUUGUAUCCAUUUUGUGUUUAGUUUCACCGCAUUUCUGGAUGUUUUAUCAAUAUAAGGUUUGCUUGGUAAUUGCAGCGAGUCGAAGAUGAGCAGUUAUCGUCGUAGCUUCAGCCGUGAAGACCCGCGUCUCAACCGGCAGGCGUCGAACACGUCUCCGAAGGCUGCUAAAAAUCCUAGUGAUCCCAGCCAUUCAACUUCUAACAAUGGACAAGCAGGCAAUGAGGGAUGGAAUGCCCAGACUGCAAACUACAAUCAUUCAGCUGCCCUGCAGACUGCAUAUCAGUCAUUGCCCUAUCACAAUACCGGAGGACAUCAGUAUCCCACGCAAACGUAUUACACGGGUUAUCAGAACUACAGCUACAACCCCUACGAGAACUACCAGGCCAGCCAGCAAGCGGCCUACAUCAAUCCAGCGGAUGAACCACGCCCGCCGGGCGAGGAGUCGCAGUAUCCGCAUGGGUCGUGGACAGCGUCGAAUAAUUACUCCGCUGGAGUGCCACCGGCUGAACCGGCGGUCGCACCACAGGUCGCACCGGAUUUUAGUAAUUCCACUGUGAAUAAUGAUAAGAAGAAAACUGAUGCUGUUGCAGAAGAGAAAAUCAAGCAACUAGCGGGUUUGAUAAAGGAACGCGAGACUUAUGAGGAUCGCGUUUCGUCGUUGAAGAAGAAAUUGUGGUUGCUUGUUGCGCAGAAAGAAGAUCUCACCUCGAAACGCUCACCUGACAAGGAAAAUCUUCGUAUUAUUAAAGAAAAUACAAUAUUACAGGUUGAAAUUCAAAGUAAAAUCAAAGACGCAAAUAAUGUAAUCGAUAUCUUGUCGAAUCUGAUCGGCGAUAAAAAGAAAUCGUCAAAACUCGAGUCAAAGUCGUCCAAGGACGAUGUGCCCACACUGCGCGGCAGCGAGAAGAUCAAUUUCAAGCACUUCGACCCGGAGAUUCACUGGUGCCGCCUCUGUGAUGUAUUUCCGCAGUCUGCAAAGGAGCUGCUGCUGCAUCUGCACAGCAAGACGCAUCAGGCGCAGGCAGCCGCACAGGAGGAAGUACCUUGGCACAAGCUGCCGCCGGAGCCCAAGUUUCCCACACACGAUGGCGCCCCCGUCAAGCGGGUGCCGAUCAAAGGUCUGCAGUUUUUCGUCGCCUCCACGGCGUGGUACUGCCGGCUGUGUGACGUCUGGAUCGGCGACCUGCAUUGCGCAUCGCAGCAUCUCAUGUCGAUAACGCAUUCGCAGAAUUACACAAAUUUUGUUGAACAAAACCCACAUUGGGAAACGGAGUGGAUGAAAGAUCGCGAGAAGGCACUCGAUCGUAUCAAACGCAACAAGGACGAUUCUGAUUCGGAUGAGGCAAGCAAACGUCGUGAUAAGUAUUCAUCUCCUAACGCGGUACAAGAUGGCAAAAAGAAGAAACGGUCGAAGAAGCGUAAGAAGCACUCCAGCGAUGAGUCCUCAAGCAGUUCUUCAUCUUCUUCUAGUUCCGAAGAGGAUAAAACUAAAUCAAUCCGUGUCGCUAUGCGGAAUAAACUACUCGAGAGUGACGGAAAGAUUGAUUUAUUGGAGAAGAUCCGGCAGGGUAAGAAAGAUGAUAUUCCUGAGGAUAAAUUGCUCAGUCAAUGGAUGACUACCGCGAAUGAUACGCCUGGUAAAGAUAAACAAUUGUUGGACAAUCUUAAAGAGAAAUUGAAGCAGAAACAAGACGCCGAGAAGGCCAAGAUUGCUUAUGAGGCGGAAGUUAUUCGCCGGCAGAAGGAACGUGAGGAAGCGGAACGCAAGGAGAGGGAGCGUUUUGAAAAGGAGGCGAUGGUUAAGGAAGAGGAGAAGAAGCACAGGGAGAAGAUGAGUUUGAAGCUUAGGCAACAGCCAUCUAUACGGGAAUAUAGGCGUCGCAGUGGUUCAAGAAGUCCUGAAAAACGUCGUCGUCGCUCACGAUCGCCUUCACCUUCACGCAGAGGGCAUCGAAAUGGUCGUGAUUAUGAGGAUCGCAGUCCUCGUUAUGAUCGUAAUCGAAGAAGCAGAAGUCGAAGUCGUGAUCACGAUCGUCGACGGCGUUCACGCUCCCAAUCACAUGAAUCACGCCGGGAUAGAGACCAUGACGAUGAUCGCAAGGACAAGUCCAAGGGGCAACAUUCCAGUAAGAAGUUGCCUUUCAUCGGCCGUAUGCCCCUCUUCAAAAACGUCAAACCCAAGUCGAGGGAUAGCGAAAAUAAGCGAGAGAUACAAAAGGAAGAUUAUGACGCGCCGAGGAAAACUCGUUUCCAGCCGGGGAAUCUCGCUCGAGCUUUUAUUCCUGAACCUGAGGUUGUUUGUUUCCCACAGUUGAGUUCUCUACCACCGAUUCCACCACCUCCACCGCCUAUUACCGCCCCUGUUAAGGUUGUGAGCGCACCAGAACCACCCAAGAUCAGUACUCCUAAACCUCCACCACCACCGAAGUUGAAAGUUGUCGCUGAGGAGGUUAAACUUGCGCCGAAAGCAGAAAGAGCGCUUCUGGAAGCUGCUAGAGAGGAGGCGGUUGAAGAGGAAGCCGAAACUGAAGAUGCUGAUGAUGCGGCGAAAUAUGCUCAGCAAGAUCACACCGCGUCGGAGGAUUAUAUGUUAUAUGAAGAUCCAACCAACACGAUGUAUCAGUAUGGUUCAAUGGAUUAUAAUAACAUGAUGUACUCGUCGGCAGCGUAUAAUUUCAUGCCGGUGCCUGUUGUUAAUCCUCCCGGAGUGGAAAUGGAGGUAUCUUCGGAGCCGGAACCGCCCAAGUCGCAUUCGCUACCGCUGGAACCGCCACCAUUGCCCCCGGAUGAUCCUAAUGAAGAUUUAGCCAUGUUGGGCUUAAGUUCCGAUGAUAUGGCCGUGCAGCAGUUUUUAAGUUAAGGAAAUAAUUUCGUUUCAGUGUGGCGCAUGUGAAGAUGAAUCUGGCCAUGGUUGAGUUGAUUGCACUUUGAAUAUUUGUUUUUUAAGUAAUUUGAAUAGUUUCAUUUUGGUGGUACAUAAUGCAUAGUGAAUUAAAACACUCGCUUUCAGUGAUGUAAAUAUGACUAUUAAUAACAUUAAAAUAGAUUCAUUCGCA
This is a messenger RNA of Dalotia coriaria, 3140 nucleotides long. RefSeq names its product zinc finger matrin-type protein CG9776-like. The coding region runs from base 170 to 2944 and encodes 924 amino acids. Lineage: Eukaryota; Metazoa; Arthropoda; Insecta; Coleoptera; Staphylinidae. Gene Ontology annotation, molecular function: nucleic acid binding; zinc ion binding. Gene Ontology annotation, cellular component: nucleoplasm. Gene Ontology annotation, biological process: negative regulation of DNA-templated transcription; positive regulation of DNA-templated transcription. The record is from RefSeq and is a predicted model, not a curated record. The transcript is spliced from 9 exons.